AACGGAAUAUUUGCGCAGACUUUGGAGUGACGCUGUUUCUGACGCGCAGCUGCUUUCACUUUCAUUUACGAGGAAGUGUGGUGGUGGCGAACAGGCCAAGACUCGUUUUGUGUUCAAGAAAGAAAGAAGAUAAUCAAAAUGGCGAGUAACCAGGCAGAAGACGAAGGCAUGGAUUUUAUAAACCAGGGUGACACGAAUGAAUUAUCUCAGGCUCCUAUGGAUCCUCCAAAAAUUCAAAAAGUCCUACUGACUCUGUCAUUGAAGUGGUUGGAUAAAAACAAAAAGAAGACAGAUCUACAAAAAGCCUUUCAGAUUUUUUUCAGCAAAUGUGAACCUAAAAUGGACUGCACACUUCAAGAUCUUUUACCAGAUGAGCGGGCUGUGAUUGUGGUUUCACCUCCACCAGGCCUCAAGGAGCUUCAGACGUUGAGUGGUGAAACACUUUAUACAAGAGACAAAAAAUCAGAGAAGAAAUUAGAAAAGGAAUUAGUCACCAUUCUGUCUGUAAUGGUGGGAACACCAAAGCAAAAUCCACAAGCAGCAGACGAUGCUUCAGUGAAAUUAUUACAGGCUGCAAAGGAGCCUCCAGAAGAAGAAGUCCUACUGACUCUGUCAUUGAAGUGGUUGGAUAAAAACAAAAAGAAGACAGAUCUACAAAUAGCCUUUCAGACUUGGUUCAGCAAAAACGCACCUAAAAUAGACUGCACAGUUCAAGAGCUUUUACCAGAUGAGCGGGCUGUGAUUGUGGUUUCACCUCCUCCAGGCCUCAAGGAGCUUCAGAAGUUGAGUGGUGAAAAACUUUAUACAAGAGACAAAAAAUCAGAAAAGAAAUUAGAAAAGGAAUUAGUCACCAUUCUGUCUGUAAUGGUGGGAACACCAAAGCAAAAUCCACAAGCAGCAGACGAUGCUUCAGUGAAGCCGACUCCUCCAGUGAAUCCGACUCCUCCAGCUGCUUCUGUAAACACCAGUGAUGCCGAUUCCGAGCCCCCAGCUGACAAAGCACACGUUGAAGAACAGAAGAAACCAAUUUCUACAGCAAGAGACAUUCCUGAGAAUUAUUAAGGAAGAAUGAUUAAAAUUAACUUUGGACAAAA
Molecule: messenger RNA, 1094 nt
Organism: Xiphophorus maculatus (southern platyfish)
Lineage: Eukaryota; Metazoa; Chordata; Actinopteri; Cyprinodontiformes; Poeciliidae
Exons: 6
Coding region: 139-1062 (307 amino acids)
Source: RefSeq, a predicted model, not a curated record